Lodderomyces theae is the source of this 1968-nucleotide messenger RNA. It is a transcript of the gene HGT19, whose product is annotated as Hgt19p. Gene Ontology annotation, biological process: transmembrane transport. Gene Ontology annotation, cellular component: membrane. The record is from RefSeq and is a predicted model, not a curated record. The coding region runs from base 1 to 1968 and encodes 655 amino acids. Gene Ontology annotation, molecular function: myo-inositol:proton symporter activity. The transcript has a single exon. Lineage: Eukaryota; Fungi; Ascomycota; Pichiomycetes; Serinales; Debaryomycetaceae.
AUGCCAGUUGAUCAUACACCUGACGCUGGCGCUGAAAAGCCCAUCACCAACUACUCCGAUGUUGCUGGUAAGGAUUCCCACCAACACCAUGACAACGGCGCUCUUUUUGAAACUUCAAAUACUUCAACCAGCGACUCGCUAAAUCCACCUCCAAAAGAGCACAUGGAAGACUCAGAUUCCGUAGUGUCAACUGAACGUGCAGAUGGGGAACACGGUAACAUUUUGGCCCAGUACACCGAAAAACAAGUUAUGGCUAUGGGAAGAAACUAUGCCUCAAAACACGGGCUAGAUCCAGAUUUGUUUGCUCGUGCAGCCGCAUUGGCUAGAGCACCAGGCGCAUUCAAUUCAAUGCCAUUUUUAACCGAUGAAGAAAAAUCGGGAUUGUACUUGGAAGCCACAAAGAAAUGGCACAUUCCAUUGAAGUUGGUUGCUGUUAUCGCUUUGGGCUCCAUGGCCGCUGCUGUGCAAGGAAUGGAUGAGUCCGUCGUCAAUGGUGCCACCUUGUUCUACCCAAAAGCGUUUGGUGUGGACAAGAUGAAAAACGCCGACUUGAUUGAAGGGUUGGUCAACUCAGCUCCAUACUUGUGCGCUUCUUGUAUUGCAUGUUGGAUGACAGACUUGUUCAAUCGCCACUUGGGUAGAAAAUGGACUAUUUUCUGGACUUGCGCCAUUUCGGCAGCUACUUGCAUCUGGCAAGGUUUUGUCAAUAACUGGUGGCAUUUGUUUAUCGCUCGUUUCUUUUUAGGAUUUGGUAUUGGUAUUAAAUCAGCCACUGUUCCUUCCUAUGCUGCCGAAUGUACACCAAAACAUAUUCGUGGCUCUUUGGUUAUGUUGUGGCAAUUUUUCACCGCUGUUGGUAUUAUGUUUGGUUAUGUUACUACUUUGGCUUUUUACUACGUGCCCAAAAAGAGUUUUGGCACCGGUUUAAAUUGGAGAUUGAUGUUGGGAAGUGCCUGUAUUCCGGCCAUCAUUGUGUUGUUCCAAGUGCCGUUUGUCCCUGAGUCACCUCGUUGGUUAAUGGGUAAGGACAGACAUCGGGAGGCCUUUGAGAGCUUGAAGCAGUUGAGAUAUGAGCCUAUUGCAGCAGCCAGAGAUUGUUUUUACCAAUACGUUUUGUUAAAGGAAGAAGGCUCUUACAAAAUUCCAACUUGGAAAAGAGUUAUCGAGAUGUUCACCGUCAGAAGAAACAGAAAUGGUGCCAUUGCUUCUUGGAUUGUUAUGUUUAUGCAACAAUUCUGUGGUAUUAAUGUCAUUGCCUACUACUCAUCUUCUAUCUUUAUUGACGCCAAAUUGAGUGAAAUCAAAGCUAUGUUGGCUUCUUGGGGUUUUGGUAUGAUCAAUUUCAUCUUUGCCAUUCCGGCAUUCUUGACCAUUGAUAGAUUUGGUAGAAGGAACUUGUUACUUUUCGCUUUCCCACUUAUGUGUGCGUUCUUGUUGGUUGCAGGUUUUGGGUUCUUGAUUCAUGAUAGGAGGGGAAAGUUGGGAAUGGUUACCACCGGUAUUUACUUAUUCUCAUGUGUCUAUUCUUCCUCAGAAGGACCUGUCCCCUUCACAUACUCAGCAGAAGCUUUCCCCUUGUAUAUCAGAGAUUUGGGAAUGUCUUGGGCAACUGCAACUUGUUGGUUUUGGAAUUUCAUUUUGGCAUUCACUUGGCCGCGGUUGAGGACAGCAUUUACCCCAACUGGUGCUUUUGGUUGGUACGCUGCUUGGAACGCUAUUGGGUUCUUCCUUGUAUUAUGGUUCUUGCCCGAAACGAAAGGAUUGACUUUGGAAGAGUUGGAUGAUGUUUUCGCUGUACCAAUGUACACUCACGCCAUCUACAGAACAAGAACUUUCCUUCGAGGUGUUCAAAUUCACGUUUUGCGCCGCAAGAAUGUUCCUGAAAUUCCCCCAAUCUAUGACCAUCAAAGAAUGGCUGUUACAAACGAAGAGUGGAACGAUAAGACAGAGGUUUCUCACGUCGAGUAA